UCCGCCAGCAGCGCCCCGGCCACCGCGCCCCGGCCCCGGCCCCGGCCGCGGCCCCGGGCUCGGCGCUGGCCCCGGACCAUGAAGCGGCAGAACGUGCGGACGCUGGCGCUGAUCGGCUGCACCUUCACCUACCUGCUGGUGGGCGCCGCCGUCUUCGACGCGCUCGAGUCGGAGCAGGAGACGGAGGAGAAGCGGCGGCUGGAGCAGAAGCGCCUGGAGCUGGCGAGCAAGUACAACCUGAGCACGGCCGGCUACCGCGAGCUGGAGUGGGUGGUGCUCAAGCUGAAGCCGCACAAGGCGGGCGUGCAGUGGAGGUUCGCCGGCUCCUUCUACUUCGCCAUCACCGUCAUCACCACUAUCGGGUACGGCCAUGCGGCUCCCAGCACCGACGGCGGGAAGGUCUUCUGCAUGUUUUACGCCCUGCUGGGGAUCCCGCUCACCCUGGUCAUGUUCCAGAGCUUGGGCGAGAGGAUCAACACCUUCGUCAAGUACCUGCUGCACCGCAUGAAGAAGUGCCUGGGCAUGCGGCGGGCCGAGGUGUCCAUGGCCAACAUGGUGACCAUCGGCUUCUUCUCCUGCAUCAGCACCUUGUGCAUCGGGGCCGCCGCCUUCUCCUACUACGAGCACUGGAGCUUCUUCCACGCCUACUACUACUGCUUCAUCACGCUCACCACCAUCGGCUUCGGGGACUACGUGGCGCUGCAGAAGGACGGGGCGCUGCAGACCAAGCCGCAGUACGUGGCUUUCAGCUUCGUCUACAUCCUCACGGGGCUCACGGUCAUCGGGGCCUUCCUCAACCUGGUCGUGCUGCGCUUCAUGACCAUGAACGCCGAGGACGAGAAGCGGGACGCGGAGCACCGGGCUCUGCUCACCCGCAACGGCCAGGCCAGCAGCGUCCACACCACGGACACGGCCUCCUCCACGCCGGCGGCGGGCGGGGGCGGCGGGGGCGGCUUCCGCAACGUCUACGCCGAGGUGCUGCAUUUCCAGUCCAUGUGCUCUUGCCUGUGGUACAAGAGCCGGGAGAAGCUGCAGUACUCCAUCCCCAUGAUCAUCCCCCGGGACCUGUCCACCUCGGACACGUGCGUGGAGCAGAGCCGCGCCUCGCCCGGCCGCUACCCCGACACCGCCUCCAACCGCUGCUUCUGCAACGCCCAGCGCUCGGCCAUCAGCUCCGUCUCCACGGGCCUCCACAGCCUCGCGGCCUUCCCGGGACUCAUGAAGCGCCGCAGCUCCGUGUAACCGUGCCCGGGCCCAGGGACCCUACCCCGGAGGAAAACGUGUCCAAGACCAGUGCCCUCCGGGGUGAGGCGAAGCUGGGGGACUCCCCGCCGAUUUAUCCGGUGCCGACAGAGGCAGGAAUACAUCGAUGCCGGCGGCCAAGCAGACCACGUGCUGUUGCGUGUGCAAAUGGACAUGCACGUGCAGGGACACACGGAGCUGCGUGCACUGGUUCUUUGCACGGGGGGGAGGAUCUCUCUUGCUCCAGUUGCAGCCACUCCACAAAAUGUGAAGCAGGCUCCGCGUGCGCCCGCGUCUCUCCAGCCAUACCUCCGCCGCGGCGUCUUCUCUGAAUGCCGCCAGGGAUGUACACGGGUCCUGCCAGGUGGCACAUGGCCCUUUCCCUGCCCACCCCGGCCGGGACGGUCCCCAUCCCCCCACGCCCAUAGGGAGCCCCCUCACCCUCCAUGCAAGAGGUCAUUGCACACUCUCAGAGUAGAUGGGCGGCUGUGACAGAGUGCUGCACGAGUGUGUGUGUGCAUCCGUGUGUGUGUGCACACACAUGCGUGCAAGAGGCUGUGCAUGCCCCUCCUGGCUGCACAUGCAGCUCAGCCCGCUGCAGAUACAAGGCACUGGAGCAAUCUCCCCGCUCUCUGCAACCACACACCUCAGUCCCAUCCCCUGUGAGUCCUCGGCCCACGAGGCAAAGCUGGACGGGACGCGUGCCAUUGGCAUGGGGCUGGCAGACAGGCAGGGAGAGGGGCUUCCCGCUUCCCAUAGCGAGACAUCUCCUCCCCAGGGAGCGAGUCCUGCCUCCACGCGGGCUCUACCUCUGCUGAGCAUCACUGAGCCUAGCAGCCCCGGCUCAUCCGCCUGGCAUCCCCCCCUACCCAUGCCGUCCCCCUGGGCUUGUGGCACUAGCAUCAGCAAAAGCAGGGAGAAAAUAGUAGGUCUCAGGGCCGCAGAGCCAGCCCGGCUAAGAGCCGUGCAUGCAUCACCGGGCGAAUCAGGCUAAGAGGGGCUUAGGCAGGAGCUUUUUAUAUUCCUGCUCACGUGACCCUGCCGCGCGCCGCAGACGACAGGCCGGGAGUCACGUAGCCAGCUGCAAAGGUCUGGCUGGGAACGGGGGGCUGGACAAAAGGGCUGGUGGGGGGGCUUUUUAAUUGCAUCCUGUCUACCCAAGGAGCUGCCCUGCAAGAGACGUGAGAGAGGGGAGACCCGGGACAGCGAGGACACAGAUCCCCGGGGGGCUUGGCAUGGUACCCACCCUGCCCGCCUCCAUGCACGUAGGGGUGAGGCUGCCUCCAGGGUCUGGUUUAAGAGGCGGAGGGUGGGUUUGAAGGCAGGGGUCGUUGCCAAUGGUCUUCUCUGGGCACAGAUGGGAAGAGCUGUGGGGGCAGUUUCCGGCACGGGGGUAUCGGAUGUGCCCGUUGCACCAAGCUGGUCCCAGGCAGCCUGUCUGCUGGGCUGGGGAAGGAUCGGGGAGUCAAAAUGCUUUGUCUGGGCUUUUCCAGGGCUGUAGUCAGGCGUGGGGAUGCCCACAGCCAGUCAGACCCCACUCUGAGCCAGGCUUAGAGGCAUCCCAAAACCAGACCUCCUUUCCCCAGGGGUGUCUUUCCUUGCACUUGAGCCUACAAGCACUUUGGAAACAUCCCCAGCCCCUCACAGGCACCUGGACAGGCGGUGGUCCCGUCCGACAGGAUGGGAGAGCCAAGCUCCUCCACCGCCCUCAGCCCAUAGCACGGGUCCGAGGCUGGCACUGAGGCUGGGUGCCCCCUGCCCAAUUUCAUCUGGCAACUACCUCUCAUGCCUCCAUCAGGGCAGGAUGAUGCCCAGGUCCCAGCUCCAUUUGCUCUUGCUCUGCCAAGCCCCCCAGGGUCUCCUGGAAGCAGCCUCUUGCCCCAGAGAAGAGGAUCUCGCCCCCCAAAACCACCCUGCAGAGCACCCCAGUGGGGAGGGCAAGCUCCAAGGAAGCACCGUUUGCAGACAGUCCCCAUGCGCUGAGUUUUUCCAGCAAGAUGGUAGGAUCAUAGGCUGGUAGGGGAACCCUGAAGAGAUCAUAUCUAAUCCAACCUGGAUUAGCCCUGCCCAUCCCAGCGUCCGUCUGUCCUGCUCUUUUGCAUUUCCAAGGGGGCAGAUUCCCCUUUCUCUGGGCACCCUGAACCACCCGCAGACUCAGAAAGUCCCUCGAUUCCCUGUGCUGCGAUUGAAACCCAUUGCUCCCAGCCCUGUCCCCUCCAGCCCAUCUCCAUCUCCCCUCUAACCACCCUUCAGGUAUCUAAAGACUGUUAGCAACCCCCUAGCCCCCAAAGUCAAACUAAAUAGCCCUGGUUCUUGUAGCCUUUCCCCAUCAGUCAUGCCUCCUGGGGCCCUCGAUCCAUUUAAUGCCCCGUGAGGGGACUCUUCCCAACCCGUCCACGUCCUUCUUGCAGUGCAGGGCCCAAAAUGGGACACGGGGCUCCUCCGCAGUGCCGAAUAGAGGGGAAGAAGCACUGCCUUUGGUUUGCAAGUGAUGCUCCUGUUUGUGCCACCCAGGAGUCUGUGGGCUUGGCUUGCAAGGAGAGCGCACGGCCGGCUGCAAGCAACCCGUUCUUCCAGCUCAGCUCAGGGAGCAUCCCCUGGAGAUCCAGUCCAGGACGUAGCAGGAGAAACCAGGUCUGAUGUUAGAGGCUUCCCGCCAGGCCCGCAUCUCAUUGCCCGUGCCCUGGCAUCUCACAAGGCGGGACGCCCAAACCCUAGUGCAUUGGGAGAUUACGGGAGAGAGAAACCUGCCAGGCAUUGCCGUAUUUAAUACAUGCCUGCCUCCAGAUUGCCCGCUGCUGUAUCCCUCACGGCUGCGGGGCCGCGGAUAGGAUGGCAAGUCUCACUGGUUGUCAGGCCCUGGCAGCUCUAGAAUAGAAAACAAGUCUGCGCGGCCCCUCCGGGCGCUAGCAUACACGCUGCGGUCCGCCAAGUGACCCCACCGCUACCCAGGAGAGCAAAACAAGGCAGACACAAAGCAGGACCCGUAUCAGGUUUCCUGGCACUGGGGCGGAGGCAUGAGCCAGGCACCUUGCUUCAGGAUGCAAGGCAGAGGUCUGUGGCUGGGGGAGCCGCGGCGUUCACAGGGGUGGUGGGAGGAGGGAUGCAUUCAACCAGCCAAACUGCAGCCCGAGCUGGAUCUGGGUCCAAAGCUUGGGGUUUGAGUGGUUCUUGUCGGGGGGAGAAGGGCAGCCAGCGCCCCUGGCUGGCAGGCAGCUAAACACACUUGUCUACCAGGCCAGCUCCAUGCUCCAGGCUGCGAGGGAAGCUGCAAUCUCAAGGGAGAGGGCAUAGCGGAGGGCAACCCUUGCCCAUUACCCAGCUGAUUUAUGGAGGCGGAUGGGAUGGGGAAAAGGCCAGCCACCCUUUGGUUGCAAGAGGGAAAUCUGCCUCGGGGAUGCAAAGGAGGGUGGGAAAGGCCCGGACACAGCAUUUCACCCCAAAUCACCAUGGCCCGUGGGCAGCAGAGGAAAGGAGCUGGGCCUGGAGCUCCAGCACUGCCCCACAGCAGUCCAGGCUGCUAUUUGCAGAGCUAAAGUUGCUCCCCAUUCCCGCCCGCCCUCCUAGCCCCUUCCCCCUCCAACCCUGGGCCCCAGAAAGCCUCCCUCCACAGAUGUGCACACGUGUGCGGUCAGGACUAAAAGCACUGGGAGCACUCUUCCUGGCGGAGCACACACUGGGGGUGCGACAACCGUCCUGGGUGCCCCCGCACAGCUUUCCCAGGAUCCCUGCCGCCGUGCCGGGGGCGGCUGCACUGAGCCGUGAUUUUUAUCCCCUCUCCCCCACGACACGGAGCAGCCCGAGGAUGCAGCACCCCCACUGCUGUGCAACCCCACGUCCCCCCUCUCCCCGAGAGACGCCCGCGUUUCGAAUACUUGACGACCUGUACAUACAGUUAGAUGCAGGAAGAGGAUAUUUAUUACCCAGCAGGACGCUGUCUUCAUCCUAUCUAUACAACUCUAUCGGUCUCGAAGGCCAAGGCGCGUUGGCCUGGAGGGUGUGGUGGGGUGGGAUGGGUGGGGGGGAGCCGAUGACCCUGGGAAAUUUUGCUCUCAGCAUCUCUCAUCCUUAAGACACCGAGGGGAGGAAAGGACCCAGUCCCCUCAGACCAAGGUUACCUAUUUCUCAUGCCAAAAUCUAUUUGUACUGCUGAUUUACUUUCAGUCUAGAGAGAAAUAAAGUCCAGUUCAGAGC
Molecule: messenger RNA, 5436 nt
Organism: Alligator mississippiensis (American alligator)
Lineage: Eukaryota; Metazoa; Chordata; Crocodylia; Alligatoridae
Gene: KCNK3
Product: potassium two pore domain channel subfamily K member 3
Exons: 2
Coding region: 79-1242 (387 amino acids)
Biological process (GO): stabilization of membrane potential; potassium ion transmembrane transport
Cellular component (GO): membrane
Molecular function (GO): potassium ion leak channel activity; open rectifier potassium channel activity
Source: RefSeq, a predicted model, not a curated record